GCCAAAGCAGUCAGCUGAGUGUGAAGUAGCAAAUGGAACGAAGGAAAUAAUGUUUUUCUAAUUUUUGUCGUCGAAUCAACUAAAGUUAUAAAUUAAUAUAUGAUUCCGUGUGAUGAACGGAGAAAUUACAUUUUAAUGUAUCAUAAAAAUCUAUUCCAAUUGGAAUAAUCAAUACAAUAACAACAAAAAGCUAAGCAAUAUUGGGUGCCAUUUCAAUUCGUCACGAAAUGUGAAUCAGUGUGAAGGUCGUGUAUCGCAGUUGCCAAUUACUAUCAAGAAUCUUCGCUUGUUAAAACCUAGCUGCCUCGUUGGCAUCCCCGGAACUAUCGCUAUUUACGUAACUCGAGACUCAUUGUUUUGUCUCACUUUCCACAGUCUCAGAACUGAGAAAUACCAUGUUGAGUGUGUGCACCAGGGCCUUGCGAGGCACUCGUUCGCUGGAACGUUCAGUGUCUAGCAUUGUAGAACUGCCGAAACUCCAAAACUUUGACGUGCAAAAUGAGCCCAUUCUCGGCUACCGGGAAGGCAGCCAGGAGCGCAAUAUGCUCAAGGAAGAACUGGCGCGCGCCGCCGCCGUCACCGAGGACGUGCCCAUCGUCAUAGGCGACGAGGAGGUGCGCGACGGGGAGCCGCGCUUCCAGGUCAUGCCCCAUAACCACAGUAAGAAAAUUGCCAAGUUUUACUACGCCAGUGAGAAAACUAUCCAAAAGGCUAUCAAGGUAUCCGUUGCCGCCCAAGAGCGUUGGGAUCGCACCAGUCUCGAAGAGCGUGUACGCAUUUGGCAAUGUGCUGCCGAAUUAAUGGCGGGACGUUAUAGACAGAGCCUCAACGCUGCAACCAUGCUCGGUCAAUCUAAAACAGCAAUACAAGCAGAGAUAGACUCUGCUGCAGAACUAAUUGAUUUCUUCAGAUUUAAUGUGUUUUUCUUGAAGGAAAAUGCCAAAUACCAACCCAUAUCAGAAAAUGCAAAAGUUACAAGAAAUUCCUUGAGGUUCCGUGGUAUUGAUGGAUUUAUUGCUGCAAUCAGCCCUUUUAAUUUCACUGCUAUUGGUGGAAAUUUGGCAUACACACCGGCUCUUAUGGGGAAUGGUGUAGUGUGGAAGCCGUCUGAUACUGCUCUGCUUUCAAAUUGGCGUAUUUUUAAUAUUAUGAGAGAGGCUGGAUUACCUCCUGGAGUAGUUAACUUUGUACCUGCUGAUGGACCCACAUUUGGUAAAACUAUUACAUCAUCUCCUGAUCUGGCUGGUAUUAACUUCACAGGCUCAGUGCCCACAUUUAACUGGCUUUGGAACGCAGUUGGUCAAAACCUGAGUAAGUAUAGAAACUACCCAAGGCUCAUUGGUGAAUGUGGAGGAAAGAAUUAUCACUUUGUUCAUCCGUCAGCAGACGUGCAGUCAGUUGUGACUGGAACUAUUCGCUCUGCAUUUGAAUACUGUGGACAAAAGUGCUCUGCUUGUUCCAGAAUGUAUGUACCCAAAUCUCUGUUUGAACCGAUAAAGAAUGGUUUAGUGACAGAACGUAACAAACUUAAAAUUGGAGACCCCUCUGAUUUUAGCGUCUUCACUGGUGCUGUAAUUGAUGACAAAGCAUUUGCUAGAAUCUCUGGUUACAUCAAAGGAGCCAAGAGCAAUUCUAAGAACAAAAUUUUGGCAGGUGGUAAAUGUGAUGACAGCAAAGGAUAUUUUGUAGAACCAACUAUUAUUCAGACAGAAGACCCUCUUGAUAAACUGAUGACUGAAGAAAUUUUCGGACCAGUACUCACUGUCUAUGUAUAUGAAGAUGCUGAUGUGCAUAAGACUCUAUCUAUGGUCGGUGAAUCAACUAAAUUUGCUUUAACCGGUGCAGUUUUUUCACAAGACAAAGAUUUUUCGAAAGUUGCCUUGGAUGUACUCAAGACAACAGCAGGUAACUUCUACAUUAAUGACAAAUCCACGGGCUCAGUUGUGGGACAGCAGCCAUUUGGUGGUGGCCGCAUGUCAGGCACCAACGAUAAGGCGGGAGGACCCAAUUAUGUCAUGAGGUGGACUUCACCACAGUCUAUCAAAGAAACCUUUGUCCCGCUACGAGACAUUGACUAUCCAUACAUGAGAGAUUAAUUUAUGUUAUUACAAAUAUACAGAUGAUUGAAACAUCACAAUCAGUAUAUCAGUACAAUAAUUAAUGUUAGUUACUAUUGUAUGAUGGAUCACUGGUAGUAGUUGCAAAUGUUAACAUGUAAUAAAU
Messenger RNA from Chilo suppressalis (striped riceborer), 2223 nucleotides. The record is from the annotation of a GenBank genome assembly. NCBI's taxonomy places the organism in Eukaryota, Metazoa, Arthropoda, Insecta, Lepidoptera, Crambidae.